Prunus armeniaca (apricot) is the source of this 222-nucleotide messenger RNA. The record is from the annotation of a GenBank genome assembly. NCBI's taxonomy places the organism in Eukaryota, Viridiplantae, Streptophyta, Magnoliopsida, Rosales, Rosaceae.
AUGACUAAUAUUGAUUUUGUUGUUGUUGAGAAAUUCUAUGAUUGCAUUCAUAAUUUAGACAAAAAAGUCACUAGCCACAAAAAGGCCAUUAAAGCACUUCCAGCCAUGCAGGCUAGCAUGAGCAGAAGGCCCCCCAACCCACAAAAACGAACUCCAACCGUGAAGGCUAGCUCGGGAAAGGAGUGGGCUCCAUUAGCUUGGGUUGCUGCUUGGGUUUGCUGA